GUUGCAGAUUAACGGUUGCUGCGUUUACAUCCAUUUUAAUUUUCCAAAAAAUUAAAACGAACAUCAAGAAAAUGACCAAGACCCGAGUGUAUGUUGUUGGUGUCGGCAUGACCAAGUUCGAGAAACCUGGUCGCCGAGCGGAUGUUUGCUAUCCAGACAUGGCCAAGGAGGCCGUGACCAAGGCUCUGCAGGAUGCCAAGAUUGAAUACAAAGAAGUCCAGCAGGCUGUUGUGGGCUAUGUAUAUGGUGAUUCUACCUGUGGACAGCGUGCGGUAUAUGAAGUUGGCAUGACCGGCAUUCCAGUUUACAAUGUAAACAACAACUGCUCCACGGGCUCCAGUGCGUUAUAUCUGGGCAAGCAGAUCAUCGAGUCUGGCAAUGCAGAUUGUGUUUUGGCUUUGGGCUUUGAGAAGAUGGAACGUGGCUCUUUGGCAGCCAAGUACUUUGAUCGCGCUAAUCCCAUGGAGCGUCACAUUACCGAAAUGGCUGAGUUAGCGGAAAUUGGAGCUGGUCCCAUGGCUGCUCAGAUCUUUGGCAACGCAGGCAAGGAGCAUAUGAAGAAAUAUGGCACCAAGCCAGAGCACUUUGGCAAGAUUGCCUGGAAGAAUCACAAGCAUUCAGUGAACAAUCCCUACUCGCAGUUCCGCGAUGAGUACACUCUGGAGCAGAUAAUGAAGUCGCCGCAAGUGGUGGAGGGAGUGCUGACCAAGCUGCAAUGCUGUCCCACCUCUGAUGGCUCUGGAGCUGCUAUUUUGGCCUCAGAGUCGUUUGUGCGUCGCCAUGGCUUGGAAAAGCAAGCAGUGGAGAUUGUGGGCAUGGAAAUGGCUAGCGAUCCAGCUUCUACUUUUGCAGACAAAAGUCUCAUGAAGAUUGCCGGCACCGACAUGACUCGUCUGGCUGCACAGAGACUGUUUGUUAAGAGCGGUUACAAGCCACAGGAUGUGCAGGUGGUGGAGCUGCAUGAUUGCUUCUCUGCUAAUGAGCUGGUGACCUAUGAAGCAUUGGGUCUCUGUGCUGAGGGCAAGGCUGGCGAAUUUAUUGAUCGUGGCGAUAAUACUUAUGGUGGCAAGUUUGUAAUUAAUCCCAGCGGUGGACUCAUCUCCAAGGGACAUCCUCUGGGCGCCACUGGCUUGGCUCAGUGCGCCGAGCUCUGCUGGCAGCUGCGUGGUCUGGCCGAGAAGCGUCAGGUGGACAAUGUGCAGCUGGCCCUGCAGCAUAAUCUGGGCCUGGGUGGUGCUGUGGUGGUUGCGCUAUACCGUUUGGGUUUCCCAGCUGCCAACAGCAUAAGACACAAUCUAACAGCGGCUGCUGCAAUAGCUACCAGUGAUGAGGGCUUCAAGGUGACGCCGCUGCUAAAACUGCUGGAGCAAGCUAUGCAAGAGGAUAAGGAUAAUCUGAUCGAAAAGGUGCGUGCGGUGUAUGGCUUCAGGGUCAACAAUGGACCCAAUGGACAGACAGGUUUCUGGGUAAUUGAUGCCAAGCAGGGCAAGGGCAAGGUCAUCUUUAAUGGAACACAAAAAUGUGAUGUUACUUUCAUAAUCAGCGAUGAGGAUGUGUUUGAGCUGCUCACUGGCAAGUUGCCGCCUCAGAAGGCUUUCUUCCAGGGCAAGGUCAAGAUACAAGGCAACAUGGGCUUUGCCAUGAAGCUAAUGGAUCUACAACGCUCAGCUCAGGGACGCAUUGCUGAGCUGCGAUCGAAGCUUUAAAUGUUACUUUGCGCAGCUUUUGAUUUUUUUAUAUUAAUAUUUUGUAUUAUUGUUAGCAAUUAAAUUGUUUUUAUACGCUUUGGCA
Molecule: messenger RNA, 1791 nt
Organism: Drosophila busckii
Lineage: Eukaryota; Metazoa; Arthropoda; Insecta; Diptera; Drosophilidae
Gene: ScpX
Product: non-specific lipid-transfer protein
Exons: 5
Coding region: 72-1706 (544 amino acids)
Molecular function (GO): acyltransferase activity, transferring groups other than amino-acyl groups
Source: RefSeq, a predicted model, not a curated record